GUAGUGGAGGCUGAACUCAUGUUUGUCCUCUGCCUGUGUUCAGUGUGACGAGUUCAAAUCUAAAUAUAUUACUGUAUUGUAAAUUCAUUUAAAGUUUGCAAUAGAUACUUUUACAGAGAUUUUUUUUUUUUUGGUUUUGUUUUAUAAAUCAUUUAAAGAGAAAAUAUAUUGUUUAAGGAAAAAAGACCAUGUCACUUGCUUUAUUCAGCUGUAUGUUUAAUGCAGCCUCUCUAAUACAGUGAAUGGUAUGUUUGAAGUCAGGUGGGAAAAACAGAGGCUACCUCACUCACAUUUAUACCGAAUUCAAUAAAAAAAAAAGGAAACCAAUUGUUGGCUGUUGUUGAAAACUAGGUUUAAUUUUUCGUUUAAAGCUUCGCAGGUCUUUUCCACUGAGGUGGAUUUUUUACUAAUUCAUCACAGAUUGAAACCAGAUUUAAAUUUCUUACAAAACAAAAUAACAGUUACAGUAUUGGUAUUAUCCAGUACUGUCACACACACAAAAAAGACAAAUAUAUUCUUAAAAAAACAAAAAACGUAACAAGUUAAAAGAGAGAGUGCUUUACCAAAUCGUCAUACUAAUCUUAUGCUUUGUUUGCUGUUCAUUUCCUGAUUUAAAAUGUUUGUAGUCUUGUUAGCAUUGGUUUGCAAAAGUGUAAAUAAUUUAAAACUUUAUUUUGUGCAAUUUCAAAACAUUCUAAAAAUAAAGUACUAAAUAAACAUUAAAUUAAUAAAACGAAAUAAAAAUCAAGUAGGCACCUGCAUUAAAAAAAAAAAAAAGGAGCCAGUAUGUGUGAUAGACUUUGAGCUGCUGUGUCUUUCAUUUGUCCUGUUCUCUUCUGGCUGUGACGAGUUUUCAUUUGGAGCAAAGGGUUUUGCACGAUUGUAGCGUAGUCCUCUAAUUCAUGUUAAACCUUUCUUGAGCUUCUUCUGCCAUCUAGUGGACAUAGGCGAGAAUUUAUUCAUUUUCAUUUCUAAGCUUUUUAAUAUCACCUCGACAAAUACGGAUCCGUUACAGAAGUUCUUACAGAAUAUUUAGUAGUUUCAUUUGAAAGCGUUGCCAAAUAGGUUAAAUAGAGGUAAAGUUGGACACAAAAGCUUAUUCAUCUUUAUUCUUGUGUAUAUUCUCACAUUACUAAAAAUAACACCCGUAAACAUUUAGUUCUGACAAUUAAUUGCUAACCCUAAUUAAGCCUAGAAGGUUAAACCAUGUGUUCUGUUUUAAUAAUUACAUUUCCAAUUUAAUUUUGUUUUAUUUAAAAGUAGUAAUCAUCUCUAAAUUAAAGAUGUCCCAAUUUGCUGGUAACUCCUGAAAAAUUGUGAUUUUGAUGUCUUUGUGUUUGAAGAAGCAAUUCAAAUUGCAAUAUUUAAUACUCCUUCCUUUAUUUUCCAUAUAUUUCAAACAUACUGUGUGGGAGGAACGUCAUUCAACAAUAUUUUAAAGCGAUUUUAAAGCAAUUUUAACACCAAUGACAAAUGACCAGAAAGUGUCUCACUUUACCUGUAUUCAUCCUAAACUUUAUUAUUAUCAUUGCAGUCUUCUAAACUGACAGAGAUCAAUUCUAAUGUGAUGGGUAUAGAUAUAUAAAUAUAUAUAUAUAUAUAUAUAUAUAUAUAUAUAUAUAUAUAUAUAUAUAUAUAAAGAUCCUUUCCUCUAGUGUUAAUUUAAAAACACUUUUGAGAAGUAAAUGAAUAGAUGGAUGACAGCCUUUAAUCUAACGGUUUCCUAUUUCUUCACAAUGGCACCAACAAAAUCCUUCAGUGGAUCUCUGUGAAGGGAAGGAAAUGCCACGGGGUAAAAUCAACCAUGCAUCCCCUUAUUAUUAAAAACACACCUUCCAUUCAGAGCAAAACAGGUCUUUGCUGAUUUCUCAGGCUUCAUCUCCAGUGUCCCUGUAACCGGUCAUCUAUGACCCUAUUGUCCAGAUCAGCGACCCGCACUCAUAUAAAGCCACAAAUGACACAUGAGCCCUUCAGAAGAACAUCAGCACUCAAUAUAAUGCUGAUCAACAGCUGCCUGACUGUUCUCGUCUUUAUAAAUGCUGUAUAUUCGGCAGCUAUGAGAGAAGGGAGUGAAGAUUUGCUGCGUUUCCUGAAGGAUGCAUUUGAAAUGAAUCUACCUCUUGACCACACUGAACCAACACAGCUCUCAGUAAUGGAUCUAGCAACAGAGAAGAUUCUGGAUCCUGUACAUCUGGCAGAUCCAACUGCAGAAUGUGAAGCCCCAGAAAUUGUUGUCAACUCUGCUGUGAUGGAGGGCAUUAGUAGUCAGGAAAUGGAUUUUAUGAAAGAGCUGGAUCCCAUAAUUCAGAGUUUCGCCAGUAGAAUGAACCUCAAAGACCAGGCUGGUAAACCACAUGAUACUGACAAACACCAGCAGGAGAGCCGCAAAAGAGCAAUGGAUUUAGACAGCCCAGAGUCUGUGGACACCUCUGAUAGGCCAGACCUAGAUGCUGACAGUGAAGAACGUGGUGAUGGUCGAGGAACAUCUCAGACACAAAUCUCAGGACAUACUGGACGACAGCAGAGAAUGGGCUGAUUGGCUCCUGGAAUGUGCAGAAACAUCUGCUGAGCAUCCCAUGGAAGAGAACAAGAGUCUGGAUGCCCCUAAAGUGGACCAGAAGAUUCAAAAGGACACAAUAAGCUAUCAGAACCAGCUGAGGAAAAUAUGUCCCACCAACAGAGUA
This is a messenger RNA of Cyprinus carpio (common carp), 2684 nucleotides long. RefSeq lists its product as uncharacterized. The transcript is spliced from 8 exons. The record is from RefSeq and is a predicted model, not a curated record. Lineage: Eukaryota; Metazoa; Chordata; Actinopteri; Cypriniformes; Cyprinidae. Bases 1907 to 2536 code for a protein of 209 amino acids.